Molecule: messenger RNA, 1489 nt
Organism: Suillus subalutaceus
Lineage: Eukaryota; Fungi; Basidiomycota; Agaricomycetes; Boletales; Suillaceae
Exons: 7
Coding region: 218-1489 (423 amino acids)
Biological process (GO): regulation of transcription by RNA polymerase II
Cellular component (GO): nucleus
Molecular function (GO): DNA-binding transcription activator activity, RNA polymerase II-specific; zinc ion binding; RNA polymerase II cis-regulatory region sequence-specific DNA binding
Source: RefSeq, a predicted model, not a curated record
GUGAUUAGUGACAGCGUUCCGUGACUGCAUCAUGAUGCAAGUCAUUCUUAAUGCUCUCACGUCCGAGCCGCGUCCGAGUCCCGGGUUUCUAUUACGAUUUCAAGUUGCGUCAACGGUUAAGUUUUUCGGGUUACGAAGCCAAGGCUGUGAUGAGCAACUACAAAUAUCUCACAUCUCAUCAUUCUCAUGGAGCUAGAAUCACCCCCCAAAUUUUAGCAUGUCCACAGAGCUCAAGGCUGUUCGCAAAAAGCGGACCACAGAGGCUAACCCUGCUUCCGACGGAGACCAUCGCAAGCGUCGACGCAAUCGUACAACUCAGUCAUGUCUUAAUUGCCGCACAUCCAAGAGAAUGUGCGACCGGAAGCGUCCUUGUGGCCGCUGCACGCAAUUAUGUCUGACCGGCCUUUGUGUCUACGAAGUGGACAAUCCUUCCCAGCGAAGUGAAGUUCAAGACGAGGGUUCGCGCCUUCGUCAACGAGUUGCCAAGCUCGAGGGAGUGAUACGCGAGUUGAAGAACAAAUCCCAUCCUCGCUGGGUUCAAGCGGGUUCGACCCCAGAAGUAGAAUUUGAGAGGUGCCACACCCGCUCUCAGUCUGAUUCGGCUGUUGAGCAGCAACAGACCGAACAGCAAACCAAGACAAAAAGCACAUCUUCGUCGAGCGCCUCUCCAUCUCGCACUACUUGUUCGACAUCAAGCCCUAGGGAUGAGUCACAUCCGUCCCCUCAGCUUCCAUCCCCCUCACACCCACGUCCUGCCUUGACUUUUCCCCAACCAGCCGACUUACCAAACACAUCUGCGUCAUACUUUCCUCACUUCAGUAAUAUAUCAUCCCCCUUGAGCACACCCUCUCCUAUAAUGACGCCGACCGAUGAAUAUGCGCAAACUCAAGCUCUUGUUGUGGGAGAGCAACCACUCGCCGGAGAAUUCGACCUUGCUUCUAUUUUCAUGUCGUUUCCAGGUUUGAUUGGAUGUGAAGAUAACCUGGGACAUAAUGUUAUUACCGGUUAUCUCGACGAUACCUGCCAGUCUAAUCAUUGCCACGAUACUUCUGCACACGGUCAUUGCGGCUGCCUGACCGAAGAAUCGAGCUACAAUGUAGUGCUCGAGCUUUCUCUGCGCUUGCGUAAAGCAGCGGACAUCCUAAGCCGGUCGGCAUAUCACCAUCUUGGAUCCAAUAAUUGCGCCCUUAACCAGCGAAUUAUGGAACUUGACGGUUUUGCUACGACGACACUAGGUAAUAUUACUACACCACCUAACGAUAUCAAUCAAAUACAACAUCCGCUCUCUCAUAAACUCAUUCCACCAUUGUCUACUUUUGGUACAGCAUCGGGGCGCACCAUGCCUGCUUCGACAGUCUCUCCACAGACUCUGCAAGGAAUUACCUCCUGGGAUAUUCCUAUGUCGUCUGUGUCGGAUUCAUCACUUGUUCGCGAAGACUCAUUUAUCUUUUGGUGGCUCAUUGGUGGGCUCCAGCAGUACUAUGCAUGA